AUGGCUGACACAUCAGACUUGGCCCGGCCUGCCGCCGAAGGCAAGGAAAAGCAGGAUCCCGAGAUGCCCGGCCACAAUGCUAUUGUGGACGACGACACCUUCCGCGCCCUGGAUCGCAUUAAGAGCACUAAUUCAGCACAUCCUAUGCACUGGAGCCCCUUGAAGAAAUGGGCAAUUGUAUCGAUCUACUGUUUGCUGCAGGUCUUCGUGACUCUCUCUUCAACAACUUAUGUGAGCGCCGAGUUUCUGAUUACAGAGCGCUUUGGUGGUGCCACCCAAGUUGUAGCCCUCGGGCAAAGCAUGUUCAUCGUGGGCAAUGCGGUUGGACCAGCUUUCCUGGGUCCUCUCUCCGAUAUUGGUGGUCGAAAAUGGGUAUAUGUGGUGUCAAUCUUACUCUUCGCGAUUCUCAACAUUGGCACUGCGUUAGCAAUGAAUCUCCCCAUGCUUAUCAUAUUCCAAUUUCUAUGCGGCGCGGCAGGCAGCACAGCGCUUUCCAACGUCGCCGGCACCAUUGCUGACCUGUUUGGUAACUCGGACGGUGCUGGGCAGCCUAUGGCGUUGUUCGUACUGUCUGCAAACUACGGCCCCAGCUUAGGAUCUCCAGUGGGUGAGUGGAUUGCGGAUAAUCCGCACAUGGGCUUAAACUGGAUAUUCUGGAUCAACGUCAUCAUUGGAGGAGCAUUUGCGCUGGUCAUGUGUUUCGUCCCUGAGACAUUGCCACGGAUCGUUAUCAAGAAGGCCGUCGAGAAGCAUCAAGUUAAUGACUCGGAGGAGAUCGGCAUAGCUCAGGAGCACGUCAAUGUUAUGCGAGAGAUCCGAUUCGUCACCACGAUGGCUUUACGCAUCAUGGUUACCGAACCCAUUGUCACUUUCCUUGCUAUAUAUAAUGGCUUUGCCUACGGUCUACUAUUCCUAUACCUUGACGGAGUCUUCGAUAUUUUUGUUGUUAACAACGGACUUUCAUAUAUCGGCGCUGAUCUAACCUACCUUAACUUUGUGGUCGGUGUAACAGUCAUGUUUCUCUUCAUUCCGGUGCAGACAUACCUAUUCACCAGAGAUCGUGAACGCCAUGGAUAUGCCCGACCUGAAGCCCGUUUCUUGACCUCGCUUGUCACCGUGUGGCUGUUCCCGAUCUCAUUAUUAUGGUUCGCUUUCACUUGCGACGGCAACACAUCUUAUUGGUCUCCCGUUGUUGCCGGCGCGGUGCUCGGCUUCUGCGACCCUUUGCUCUACCUAGGCAUGCUCAAUUACAUUGCGGAUGCUUACACCAAUGUUGCCGCCUCAGCGAUCGCCGCAUUCCUAAUUCCCUCAUUCACUAUCGCUGCUGGAUGCGCUCAUAUUGGCAUCGUCAUGUUUGACCAAAUGAGUUCCAAAUGGGCUAUGGCUACUUUGGGAUUCAUAUCCUUUGGACUUGUAGCUCUAGUCUAUAUUUUGUAUUUCUUCGGUGAAAAGAUCAGAUCAUGGUCGAAACUUGCUAGGAAGUUUUAG
Messenger RNA from Phaeoacremonium minimum UCRPA7, 1488 nucleotides. RefSeq names its product putative vitamin b6 transporter bsu1 protein. The record is from RefSeq and is a predicted model, not a curated record. NCBI's taxonomy places the organism in Eukaryota, Fungi, Ascomycota, Sordariomycetes, Togniniales, Togniniaceae. The transcript has 5 exons. Bases 1 to 1488 code for a protein of 495 amino acids. Gene Ontology annotation, molecular function: transmembrane transporter activity. Gene Ontology annotation, biological process: transmembrane transport.